GUCCGGAACCUUUGUGGCAUGUCUCUGGUCUACGCCAUAUUGUGCAGGUUUUGAUCUCUGUUUGAUGGUGGUAGGAACUCGGUGACCAUGAGUUCCCUAAAACUCCAGAAGAGGCUUGCUGCCUCUGUGAUGCGAUGUGGUAAAAAAAAGGUGUGGUUGGAUCCUAAUGAAAUCAACGAAAUUGCAAAUACCAAUUCCAGGCAAAAUAUAAGGAAGUUGAUUAAAGAUGGUUUAAUCAUAAAGAAGCCUGUUGCUGUUCACUCACGUGCACGUGUUCGCAAGAAUACAGAAGCCAGGAGGAAAGGACGUCACUGUGGAUUUGGAAAAAGGAAAGGAACAGCUAAUGCUCGUAUGCCACAGAAGACCUUGUGGAUCCAGCGGAUGAGAGUUCUAAGGCGACUCUUGAAAAAGUACAGGGAAGCAAAGAAAAUUGAUAGGCACCUUUACCACCAGCUGUACAUGAAGGCAAAAGGUAAUGUUUUCAAGAACAAGCGUGUGCUGAUGGAGUUCAUCCACAAGAAGAAGGCGGAGAAGGCUAGGACAAAGAUGUUGAAGGAUCAAGCUGAGGCCAGAAGGCAAAAGGUGAAAGAGGCACGUAAGCGUCGUGAGGAGAGAAUCAGCAAAAAGAAGCAGGAGCUGCUACAAUCGUACCAGCGUGAAGAUGAUGCAGCAACUGCAGCUGCCAAGAAAUGAUGCAUUUUCUUAAUUUUCUUUCGGUUCUGUUGUAAAUUGUGGCUUUUUGAGAAAAAUAAAUGACCAAACUACUA
This is a messenger RNA of Schistocerca americana (American grasshopper), 767 nucleotides long. It is a transcript of the gene RpL19, whose product is annotated as 60S ribosomal protein L19. The coding region runs from base 88 to 693 and encodes 201 amino acids. Gene Ontology annotation, biological process: translation. The transcript is spliced from 6 exons. NCBI's taxonomy places the organism in Eukaryota, Metazoa, Arthropoda, Insecta, Orthoptera, Acrididae. Gene Ontology annotation, molecular function: structural constituent of ribosome; RNA binding. Gene Ontology annotation, cellular component: ribosome; cytosolic large ribosomal subunit. The record is from RefSeq and is a predicted model, not a curated record.